UUGUGUAUACUUUACUGUUAGCAUGAUGUAUAUGACUCGUAAUUUGACAGUGUACAGUUAAUAUAAUUGCAAUACGUAAGUAUAAAAUAUAAGAUUCCACUUAGUUAAUUCUCAUCUGCAGUGAUUGAAUUAAUUCAUCUUUUGUAUGUUACUCAAACUAGAAUUCUGUUGAACUCAAAUUCUAGUGGUCAGUAUUCAACUAUUGUAUUAAUGGAAGGACACAUUAACCGUGCAUAAGGCAUCUAGAAGAUUGUCUAUGUUCUCCUACAUAACAAGAAUGAAUGGACAAGGUUUGGAAGAAAGCUCUGACAUCUAUAGAUCGUUUGGCUUUUUUGGUGGUUACAGACAUGCUCCCUUCACAAAGGAAUACAGCUCUAUCAAUUGAAGACAUCAUCAGACAAGUUUCGCCAAUAUAAAUAUCUACCGCAAGCGAAUGAUUGGUUUCCUCAAGUGCUGCGUUUAGAAUAUUACAACACAGAGAUGUAUGCAAAGAGUUGCAAUCGACUCCAACUGCCAGGAAGUUAUAUGGAAUAGAUCAUUGCCACUCUAGGAGUAAUUCUAGAGUACAGCUAAAGUAUGGUACCUCAAUAACACCCCAAUCAUCAUCAUCUCUUGGCACCAUUCGUCAAAUGAACAUCCGUGGGGUAUGAUGGAAAGAAGAGAGACCUCUUCACGUUAUCCUCUACCAACAUUAGCAACACUUCGCAUUGAGUUUGAUACGAGGUUUCUCAUCAGAAGCACGCUACGAUAACUGUACGAGAAUAUAUGUGGCACUAAGUUAGUUCAAGACAUUAUUAGCGGAUUCUAGCGAUUCAGUUAAUUUUUUUACCUAAAAAUUUUGUCAAUUUUUCCUCUUGCUUACUUCUAACUAUAUACAAAAUUCAUUCACAUAAUACCAUUUCCAAUGGGCGCCCUUUUUUGUCACAAAGAAUGCUCAAAAACCAAAAAACCAUGUCUACAAAAUUGAAAAAUGUUUAGUCGAUGAACAUGGUAUCGUGUAUGAUCUAAUCACAUUUGCUAAACGUUUUUCCAGGAAAGUCAUUUUCUGUUUUGGGGAACAUGAAGUUGUUAAUGUUUUGACAGUCUAUGCCAUUAAAUAGGAAGAUUAUGUAUAAGGAAAUGUUACAGUUUGGGCGACGGUAACUUUUAGUGAUAUCGCUACACUAUUGCUUCCUAAUGAUAAGUUUAAAUUGGCAUUAUAACAGGGCUGGAGUAUUUGCCGUCAUUCUGAUGAACGCUUUUAAUUGAAAAUAUCGAAGAAAACCGAUCCUAUGUAAAAAGGUAAUAUAGAAACGAUUUUGGGGCUAAUUAAAUUGUCCAUCAUUUUGCU
Acanthoscelides obtectus is the source of this 1330-nucleotide messenger RNA. NCBI's taxonomy places the organism in Eukaryota, Metazoa, Arthropoda, Insecta, Coleoptera, Chrysomelidae. The record is from the annotation of a GenBank genome assembly.